Molecule: messenger RNA, 1368 nt
Organism: Macroventuria anomochaeta
Lineage: Eukaryota; Fungi; Ascomycota; Dothideomycetes; Pleosporales; Didymellaceae
Exons: 1
Coding region: 262-1254 (330 amino acids)
Source: RefSeq, a predicted model, not a curated record
UCACGCACCGCUGCCUCCGUCGUCGGUCAGUGUUGUGAAGGAGGUCGUUGUGGAGACGCAGCCGGCCGCCAUAGAGACGCAGCGAUCAGUGUCCAUCAUUGGGUUGCAGCAGUUGUCCAUCACGGCCGAAACACAACGGCCAACUAUCACUAUCGAGGCAACGAAGCCACAAACCCCAACCGCGCCAGGCCAGCUCCCCACGGUCACCAGGGACCAGGUCAUGGCAGCUGCUGUAAGAUAUUUGAUUCUGCUACCGGAUCAAUGCUGACAUUUCUACAGGCAAGAAAAGAAUCGGGUGAUAGUAUCACGCCGGAGCAGGACCUUGAUGUCGUCGCCAAAGAGGGUGCUAUUCCUGAGCAACCGCCCAAAGUCAAGCGGAAACCAUCCAUAAGGAGGGCCUUGGGACGUGCAGGAAGCAAGGUGUCAAACGCGUUCCUGGCAGCGCUGCGCACUGGUGCAGACGAGCCACCUGAAGAACCUGCACCCCUAGACAAGAUCAAGAUCGAGUGGGAAGCGUUUAAUUUCGAGCGUGAGCAGCAGGAGAAAGCAAUGGGGGGUGCCUUUGAUUCCUUCCAAGAUAUGAUCGAAGAAGCCAUGGACUCGAAGUACAAGGAACUCAAGGGUGAAGGCAAGUUCCUCAUCUAUGAAGAUGCAAUCGAGUUGCCAGUCGAACCGCCAGUCGAAUUGCCAGUGGUACCGAAUGAGGAUGAGAGUGCCUGGGUGAUACAUACGAAGAAGGAAGAGGAGAUCAUCGAGUUUUGUGAUCCCUACACUGGCAGUGUCCAGCGACCAUGCUCACCGUCCGAGUCUCCACACGUCAGUGGUGACUACCUGGCUUGCCAUCCCCCAAAGCCUCGCACCUACCCUCCGGGGCCACACAGUACCGCAGAGGUGGCACGAUCUGAGAAGCCAAAGGUUGUCGUGGAUGAGCAGCACGACUCGACACCGAGUCCCUCGGACGACUCCCAACCCGUGCAGUUGGAAGCAGAAGUAGACGAUGAGCGUCCAAAGACACGCAUGGCUCCUAAGCAGGGAGAGUCCAGGCUUCCGAGGCCUACAUCCAGAGCUCGUGGUAGUCCAGCCUCGGGUCGCAGAGAGUCCAGUGUGCAGCCAAACGCUGCGCAACCAGCGGAUGCGUCUAAAUCUCGGGCACCAUCUAAGAGCCGUAAAGACUCGGUUCAACCAGGGGCGUCCCUGUCCGUGCAGGCAAAGGACAGGUAUCCGCAAUAUCGACACAUGAGCAGCAAGAAAUGAGCCCAUCGACCGGGGAUCUAACUGGAAACCGACAACCAGGUCCAGAGGAUGUGAUCCAGGAACGCAUACAGCCGCAUCGAAUCAAGGCUGCUCUAUUGACCCCUCUGUUUCGUA